AUGACUUCAGUGAGAAAGUUUAAGUUGGCCGGUAUCCAAUUGGGACCGAUUCAAAGGGCUACCAAAAAGGAGGAUACAGUUGUGAGGCUAGAUAGGCUCUUGAAUGAAGCAGCUGACAAGGGAGCCAGCUUAGCUAUAUUCCCCGAAUGCGCAUUGACCUCCUUCUUCCCGAGAUGGGAUUUAAAGCUGCAAGAAGAGAUAGAUUCGUUUUUCGAAAAAGGUGAUAUUAGCAAGGGGAUCUGCAAGCCUUUAUUUAAAACCGCCCAGAGUCGAAGAAUCGGAUUUGUUUUGGGAUACGCUGAGAUCACAGAUGAUAAUCAUCAUUACAACACCUGUAUUUUAGUUGAUAAUCGGGGAAAAAUUAUCCAGAAAUACAGAAAAACUCACUUGCCUGGAUUCGAUGAUCCAAUUAAGGGGCCAGAGUUCCAACAACUUGAGAAAAGAUACUUUGAUUAUGGCACAGAGGGGUACGUGGCUGCUAAAAGCGACCCAGAGUGGAUAGAUACAACAAUAGGAAUGCUUAUAUGUAAUGAUCGUCGUUGGCCUGAGGCAUGGAGAUGCUAUGCGUUGCAAGGAAUGGAGCUUUGCAUUAGUGGAUAUAAUACGCCUUGUAGAGAUAGCACAUACGGCAUGGCAGAAAACAAGACUCUACGAUUGUAUCAAUCUGAAUUAGCGACAAAAGGUAAUGCUUACAUGAAUUGCUGUUUUGCAGUAUCAGUCGCAAAGUGCGGGGUUGAAGAUGGUCAACAACUUAUCGGGGGAUCAUUGAUAGUUGCGCCGGAUGGUACAGUAAUAGCUCUGGCCAAGACAGAAGAUGAUGAGAUACUUUUGGGUGAUAUCGACCUAGAUAAAGUGAUCUACGGUAGAAGUAAAAUGUUUGAUUUUGGUCGCCAUAGGAGACCAGAACUCUAUAAAAGAAUUGUGAAACAGAAAGGUAUAAUACUACCUUUGACAUAA
Messenger RNA from Priceomyces carsonii, 957 nucleotides. RefSeq lists its product as uncharacterized. The record is from RefSeq and is a predicted model, not a curated record. NCBI's taxonomy places the organism in Eukaryota, Fungi, Ascomycota, Pichiomycetes, Serinales, Debaryomycetaceae. Bases 1 to 957 code for a protein of 318 amino acids. Gene Ontology annotation, molecular function: beta-ureidopropionase activity. The transcript has a single exon.